AUGAGUUCGAAGAGGGCCCCUUUGGGACACUUGAACCGAUUGGAGUCCCCUUCCCUCUGGGCCAGCUCGGCUCCCACAGAGGAGGCCGCCAAGCCCUCAGCGCACUCCCUGAAACAAGAGCAUGAGGAAUUUGGGAGGUCCCUACACAGGAAGACCCUGCAAACGCCAGAGGAUAAGGCUGCCCUGAAGCGGGCUGAGCACCGUACCAAGGUCCCAGAAAAAUACUCGGACAGCUGCAAGUCGUUUCUGUUCUCGGCCCCUGGAAUUCUGAAGAUUUCCAGGAUGGUUCUUGUGGUAGGAGCAGUAGUUUGUUUCAUCGCUAGCCAAGCCCACCAGGCAUUUAUAGCAAUCACAGUUCAGGAAGCAUGCAUCGUUGUUUUCUUUAUUUUAAUAUAUCUGGUAACUCUUCAACACUUGCUCAUCUGUUUAAACUGGCCUUUACUUGAUGUUAUGAACAGUUUGAUUUCAACUGUAUUCCUUUUCGUAGUUGCCAUGUUGAUGAUCCAAGAGAAGGGAAGGAGGCAUUUGUAUUAUGUUGGAGGGACGCUGUGUCUCGUAGCGGCCAUCCUGUGUUGUUUCGAUGGGAUAGUGGUCAUCAGGAGCAUGAGGGAGAUGAAAAUGGCUCGGUAA
This is a messenger RNA of Perognathus longimembris pacificus (Pacific pocket mouse), 630 nucleotides long. RefSeq names its product CKLF like MARVEL transmembrane domain containing 1 (gene Cmtm1). NCBI's taxonomy places the organism in Eukaryota, Metazoa, Chordata, Mammalia, Rodentia, Heteromyidae. The record is from RefSeq and is a predicted model, not a curated record. The coding region runs from base 1 to 630 and encodes 209 amino acids. Gene Ontology annotation, cellular component: membrane. The transcript is spliced from 4 exons.